Debaryomyces fabryi is the source of this 1209-nucleotide messenger RNA. RefSeq lists its product as uncharacterized. The record is from RefSeq and is a predicted model, not a curated record. The transcript has a single exon. Bases 1 to 1209 code for a protein of 402 amino acids. NCBI's taxonomy places the organism in Eukaryota, Fungi, Ascomycota, Pichiomycetes, Serinales, Debaryomycetaceae.
AUGCAAAGUGCUUCAUUCAUACAGUCAUUUGCUCAUAAGCAUUCAAUAAUUACAUUGUACAGAUCACUUAUACGACAUACGAAUAGAUUGUCUACCCUUGAAAUAACACAAUCCGAUGAGGAAUGUUCCAAAGAUGUUCAAACAGAAUUGUUCAAAGCUAACAUAGAUAGGAAGUUGUACGUAAGACUUUUAAAAUCAGAGUUAUUUUAUAUCAUACAAGACGAAUUUAGAGUCAAUCAUAAAGAAAAGAUAAAUAAUCCUAACAAAUUGAGGGAAAGAAUAGUUGCAGGAUUAGAGCUUCAAAACGACUUAGAAAAUAUAAAGGAUGGUGAAGUUUCCGGAGUUAAAUUAAUAGAGAAAUUGGUGGAAUAUCGACAACAGAAGCAACGUGAGCAGAAUUGGAAAGCUGAAUAUUUGAAAGAUCCUGGAGAAAUAGAUAAGAGUAGGAACAAGGACAAGCCCACGCUCUUGUUGAAGCAAAUUGAAUCAAGAUCGAAGAAACCUCAAUUGCCUUUACGUAGAUUUAAGGGCCUUACACAGAAAGACAAAGAGAAUCGAAUUAAAAUGGAAUUGAUACGCUGCGAGGAAAAUACUCAAAAAUUGCUUCGUCGUUAUUUAAAAAAGUUGCAGACUAAUCAUGAAAUACCUAUUCCUCAUUUGCUACCAUAUACACCUGAAAGUGCAUUAUUACCCAUAGAAGAGUCUGUUUCUACGUCGAUAUCAAUUCCUGGGUCCACUCGUAAGUCUUCUAUCGCAUAUGCAUAUGAUCAGGAAUAUAUCGAUGCAAUAAUAAAACCUGAAAUGGAAUUCGAUAUUAAUAAAUGCCAUUACCUUGAAAAUUUACAAUCAAUAGUGAAUGAAAAAGGUCCUUUCAAAGUUCAAAUACAAAUAACCGAAGCAGGCCCUAUCCCAGUUCCAUAUAUCAGAAUGCCAUACCCAAGACUCAAUCAUCUAAAAGAAGUAGCAUUAGAUAUAAAGAAAAUGAUGCGGUUAGUGAGACUCAAAACAGUCUGGAACGCUUCAGGAAAUGAUGCCAAUAUCACUGAACCUCAAUUUUCAGAUGGUAGUUAUAGUGUACGGGGUAGUAAGGGGUUUGGAGAGAAUGAGAGAUUACAUCCAAAAAUAUACUACGACCUGUUGGCACAAGGAGAAGGUUUAUGGGAAUACUUAAUAGAUGCAUCUUUAAAAAUGAUGAUACAAAAGACGUAG